GGCUGGGCGCUGGGGGCGGCCGGGAGCGGGAGGGCCGCCACUCCGGGGGCCAGUCCCGAGCGGGGAUAGACGCGUGCUACGGGCGGGCGCCGGGGGCGGGGCCCGGAGCGGGGCGGCGAUGAAUGGAGCGGGCUCCCCAGCCCGGCCUGCGGCGCGAUGAUCGCGGUGUCUAUCCCCGCGGUGGGGCCGGGGGCCGAGGCCGAGCCGAGCCCGGAGAAGACGCACACGGUGUUUACGGUGGAGGUGCUGUGCAAUGGCCGGAAACAUACCAUUGAGAAGCGCUACAGCGAGUUCCAUGCCCUGCAUAAAAGGAUAAAGAAGAUGUGCAAGGUCCCAGAUUUCCCCCCCAAGCGAGUCCCCAACUGGAUGUCAAAGGUGCAGGAGCAGCGGCGGCAGGGCCUGGAGGUUUACAUUCAGGGCGUCCUGUACUACAACAAGGAGCUGCCUAAGGAUCUGCUGGACUUCCUGAAGCUCAGGCACUUUCAGCAGGAUGCCAAGGCCAGCAGCCUGGACCACGGCUUCCUGCUCUCCCACCGGCCGGUUAUGAUCUUCCACAGAGACCCAUAUGUGCUUCCCUCCUCUACAGAGCUGCUGCCAGACAUAGUUCUGAGUGGUGUGUUGCGAGGCUUCUACAGACCAGCAAGCUCCUGCUGGGGGAAGGCAGUCCCAAAGUGCUUGGCAGAGUCCCAAGUGCUUAGCCAGCAGGGCUCAUGAGGAUCUCCACCACAGAGCCAUUGCUCAGGCUUCACCAGCCCCACUACUGGAGUGGGAGCACCGCUCGGUUGUCCUAUCUAGGAAUUGCUGACGUAUCUCAGUGGCUGUGCCUUCCUUUCCCCUGGGACUUGUUCCUGCCUUCCCACACAUGGGGUGGACAAAAGGGGGAGAUGCUGCUGAGCCUGGGGGCUGGUGCCUAACACACAUGGAGAUUGUGCUGGAAGCUCCUGAGGGACUGUUCUCAGUGAGCACUUGUAACGAAUGGGGUAGCUGUCAGGCCAGACCCUAACUGCUCCAGCAGUGCUGUCUCUGGCCAUAGCAAGUGGAAGUGCUGCCACCUGCACUAUGGCUGGGGUGGCCAGGCUCCUGCCCCUGCCAGGCUAGAUAGAGCCUGGGGAGGGGGGUGAGAUGGUGUCCCCGACCCAUGCAGAGCCCCAGGAUUGGCCUCCUGCAGGCUAAAGGGAACUGUGCAGAUGUAUAUAGGCAAUAAAUCACUCAGGUCUGGUUUGAAGAUAGCGGCUGCACUGUGUUUAUCUGGGACUAGAACCUAGGGCCCAUAAACUGUGUGUGUAACAUGCCCUGUUUGGCCUCUCAGCCAAGGGGCGAAAGAAGACAAAAACUUAAUUGCAACUACAGGAUGUUCUCAUGGAUAAGGUACUGGGCAGAGCCCCACCACUGGGUGCGUUGCCUGUACCACACUGUAACCAAGUGGCAGGGGAUGAUGUAUUCACUAGGGGAGAAUGAGUGGGUCCUAGGGGCUGUGCUAGCAGUAGCAGGAAGUGCAACCCCUGCCAGGGGAACCACCCUGCAAUAGAGAGGGAGGUGCAGACACCACCCCUGCCUUCCCUGAGGUCCAAAGCAGGUCAGGUGCCCCCAAGCUCCCUGUUCAAAUGCCUUAGCCACAGUAGUGGGACAUAAAAGAAGCAAAAGGCUGGUUGCUGCCCUG
Molecule: messenger RNA, 1660 nt
Organism: Malaclemys terrapin pileata
Lineage: Eukaryota; Metazoa; Chordata; Testudines; Emydidae
Gene: SNX22
Product: sorting nexin 22
Exons: 6
Coding region: 157-714 (185 amino acids)
Molecular function (GO): phosphatidylinositol phosphate binding
Source: RefSeq, a predicted model, not a curated record